UCUGCUAAAGCAUCUACAGGCGCUGGCUGUGACUGAUAAUGGAUCUUCAAGGCUUCAACUUCGAAGAAGUAUGAGAAUUGAUAACUAAAAGAGCAGAGUUACUUACAGCAGAGCUUAAGCUAGUAGAAGCUAGGGCACAGCCAUGGCAUCUCUCUCUAGAUCACCGCCACUAGUCCACCACCAGAUAAACUCCCUCACUCUCAACCCGUGCCCCGUAACUCUAUCCUUCCCUUUCCUCAAAACGACGGCGCUCCAGGCCCGUCUCUGUGCCCUGAAGACCGGAGCGGACGGGGGCAGCAGAACCGGGAGGCCAGGAACGCAGGGACCCGACCCGGGAUUGCUUCGGAAGCCGGUGGUGUCGUCCGGGAAGGACAUGGAUGGAAUUUCUGAUGAAGAUGAAGGAGAAGACGGGAAAUGGGUCGAUUGGGAAGAUAAGAUUUUGGAAGACACGGUUCCUCUGGUUGGGUUCGUGAGGAUGAUACUUCAUUCUGGGAAAUACGAGAGCGGAGAUAGAUUGAGCCCUGAGCAUGAGAAGACUGUUCUUGAGAGGUUGCUUCCAUUUCACCCUGAAGCUCAGAAGAAGAUCGGUUCUGGGAUUGAUUAUAUCACAGUUGGUUAUCAUCCUGAUUUUGAAAGUUCAAGAUGUUUGUUCAUUGUUCAAAAGGAUGGAACAUUGGUCGACUUUUCAUACUGGAAGUGCAUAAAGGGGCUGAUAAGGAAGAACUAUCCUCUAUACGCAGACAGCUUCAUCCUCAGACAUUUCCGAAAGCGCAGACGUGGUUUAUGAAGCCAAAUAAUCAAACCAUCUGACUUUGUAUAACCUGUAUGUUAAAAGAAAAUUUUUGUUGCCUCCAUAUUGCUUGUUAUAUGCCAGUUUUAAUUGUCAGAUUAAAGGUCAAGAAAGUAGCAGUAGUAGAUAUUGAAAAUUCUUUCAAGGUAGAGAUGCACCUGUUACAAUGAAACUACGGUAACAAAUGCUGUGGCACAAAAACUGUAUUUGGCCUUUGAUAUAUUCUCUUAAAUGAAAUGGAGUGGGUGGUAUUCUCUCUCUCU
Molecule: messenger RNA, 1053 nt
Organism: Prunus mume (Japanese apricot)
Lineage: Eukaryota; Viridiplantae; Streptophyta; Magnoliopsida; Rosales; Rosaceae
Product: DCL-like protein
Biological process (GO): chloroplast rRNA processing; chloroplast organization
Cellular component (GO): chloroplast
Source: RefSeq, a predicted model, not a curated record